This is a messenger RNA of Colletotrichum acutatum, 1424 nucleotides long. Its product is annotated as S-adenosyl-L-methionine-dependent methyltransferase. Gene Ontology annotation, molecular function: methyltransferase activity. The record is from RefSeq and is a predicted model, not a curated record. The transcript is spliced from 10 exons. NCBI's taxonomy places the organism in Eukaryota, Fungi, Ascomycota, Sordariomycetes, Glomerellales, Glomerellaceae. The coding region runs from base 144 to 1217 and encodes 357 amino acids.
CACAAACAUUCUCCACCAGCAGCACCUUGCCACCAACGUGCAUAAUUGUCUCCCAACCGAGAAAGAGAGGGGCAAACAACUUAUCAUCUUUCGUUUCUUCAUCGGAAAGAGACAGAGGAGGGGGAGAGAAGGAGGGGUGAUAAAUGGGCACCGCUGCCGCUCUCUCGGUCAUGUCUACUACCGACCAAGAGCAGCAACCUGCUACCGACGAAGGUCCUGUCAUUAUUGCUGAUGAUUUUAGCGCCGAUGACAGCUCUUCGGACCGGGCGACUAGCGUUGCAUCUUCAAGCACUAGCUUGGCAAGCUCAAUCCUCAACCACCGUAUCGAGAACGGCAGAACCUACCACCGAUACAAAGACGGUCAAUACAGCUACCCGAACGAUGAGAAGGAAGCCGAUAGGCUGGAUCUGCAGCACAACGUCUUCCUCCUCACCCUCGACUACAGGCUCGGUCUGGCACCCAUCGCCCAUCCCGAGGCCAAGGUAGGUCGCGUGCUCGACGUGGGUACCGGCACCGGACUCUGGUGCGUUGAAUUCGGUGACGAACAUCCUGACGCCGAGGUUCUUGGUAUCGAUCUGUCUCCGGCGCAGACUCAAUUCGUACCGCCCAACGUCAAGUUCGAGGUUGACGACCUUGAGGAGCCUUGGACAUACCACACCAAGUUCGACUACAUCCACACUCGCGCAAUGACCUCAAGCAUCUCCGACUGGAAGAGAUUCUUCAAACAAUCAUACGACUUCCUCGAACCAGGCGGCUACCUCGAGCUCCAAGAAGGCCACAUGCGCCCCGAAUGCGAUGACGGCACCCUCAAGCCCGACAGCCCCCUCAUCGAAUGGGUCGACCGUCUCGAGGAGGCCUGCAACAUCUUUGGUCGCCCCUUUGUCGACUGCCCCGGCCUCAAGCCCCUCCUCGAAGAAGUCGGCUUCGAGGACGUCGUCAUCACCAAGUACAAGUGGCCACUCAACGCGUGGCCCAAGGACCCGCACUACCGCGAGCUGGGAAUCUGGACGCUCGAGAAUAUGCUCGAGGGGCUUGAGGCGUGGAGCAUGGCGCCGUUUACGCGGGCGCUCGAGUGGACAAAGGAGGAGGUGAAUGUGUUUUUGAUUGGGGUUAGGAAUGAGCUGAAGAAUAAGAAUAUGCAUGGGUAUAUUCCGGUGUACAUCAUUCACGCGAGGAAGCCGCUCAAAGAGACUGACGAGAACGAAGAAGCAUCUUGAGAGUGAUGGGGCGGUCAAGAUCUAUAGUAGUCUUGAAGGGUGUUUCGGGGCGGGGGGUGGUCAGCUUAUAGUAGCUAACUGGGGAUAGUCAUAUUGAAUACCGUGAUGAGACACGAGCUCCACGUGGCACGUGAGGUAAAUCCGCAUCCAAUAUCUCUGAUCUAAGACCCAAUCACUCGUUCGCCUUUGCCUGCUUGUCAAUGUGAU